AUGGUGGAGCGGCCUCUAAAAACAAAUUCACGGAAUUCCUCUUUACUGGAGGAGUCCGUAUCUGCAUCUGAGAGUGGAAAUUUUGAGGCUGAUGUUGAAGCAAUACUGCCAAAACUCCAAUGCCCAGAUUAUUAUAUAAAGCCUCCGGUCGAGGAGCUAGCUGCAAAAGAAAGGGCUGAACCAGGAUUCUGUCGCCGCGUGAAGGAAUUUGUGGUUGGAAGAGAGGGUUAUGGAAGCAUCAGGUUUUUAGGGGAAACAGAUGUGAGAAAUCUUGACGUUGAAUCUGUUAUCCAGCUUAACCAUCGAGAGGUGAUUGUAUACAGGGACACGACCAAGAAACCUCAAGUUGGACAAGGCCUCAACAAGCCUGCAGAGGUAUCUCUUCUCAAUGUCAAAUGCAUCAACAAACGUACUGGGAAGCAAUACGCGGAAGGAACAAGGGUUGAUAAGUGGACAGAUAUGCUGAAAACGAAGGCAGAAGAGCAAGGUGCUGAGUUUCUAUCUUAUAAUCCAGUAACUGGUGAGUGGAAAUUCAGGGUCCAACACUUCUAA
Molecule: messenger RNA, 552 nt
Organism: Coffea arabica (coffee)
Lineage: Eukaryota; Viridiplantae; Streptophyta; Magnoliopsida; Gentianales; Rubiaceae
Source: RefSeq, a predicted model, not a curated record